Varanus komodoensis (Komodo dragon) is the source of this 792-nucleotide messenger RNA. RefSeq names its product uroplakin 3B (gene UPK3B). The record is from RefSeq and is a predicted model, not a curated record. The transcript is spliced from 6 exons. Lineage: Eukaryota; Metazoa; Chordata; Lepidosauria; Squamata; Varanidae. The coding region runs from base 1 to 792 and encodes 263 amino acids.
AUGACCGCUGUCCUGCUGCUGCUGCUGCUGCUGCUGAUUUCUUGCAAGACCUUGGCUGGCAUAGAGGUCAUCUCUUACACACCUCGUGUCUCCGAACUGCCCAUGGAAGGGAAGGUCACAGGCAGCACUUUCGCCUUGGAACCGCCAAACUGCAUCUUCGAUCCCUUUGCCAACAGCUCAGACAGCAUCUGGCUGGUGGUGACUUUCAUCAAUGCCACGGCCAAAUUCAAGAAUCCGACAACUCCCCAGCAGAUCCCACCAUACGAGGAUUUAUAUACCGCUUAUGGGUACAUGACCAUGAAGUCCACCCUCUCCCACUACCCGUGCAAGAAAGGGAAGGAGGGCAACGUGCUCCGUGUUGGCAAUGAGUCCUCCUGCAAGAACGACGACAGCCGGACACACUGCAAUGGGCCGCUGCCCUCGCCGGGGCCCUUCAGAGUGAAAUUCCUGGUCAUAGAUUCCAGCGGUUCUAAAGCAGAAACGAGGUGGUCGGGCCCAAUUACGCUGAACAAAGCUCAGCUGUGGAGGGCGGUGGACACCUGGCCCGGAAGACGGAGCGGAGACAUGAUUGUCAUCACCGUGAUUCUCUCCUCCCUCUGUGGGGUCGUCACCAUCGGUUUCCUCAGCACUGUCUGCUAUGAAUGCUUCAAGCUUUGGCAGCAUGGACCAGCGGAGGCCCCGGAGGAACCACGACCGGAGCCCUUCCAAGCCGGCCGCUAUGACACCCACCACAUCCCCCCUGCCCCCCCUGUGCCACCGCCUCCUCCGGCCAUGGAUGUGCCCAGUCCGUAG